Molecule: messenger RNA, 513 nt
Organism: Colletotrichum godetiae
Lineage: Eukaryota; Fungi; Ascomycota; Sordariomycetes; Glomerellales; Glomerellaceae
Exons: 1
Coding region: 1-513 (170 amino acids)
Source: RefSeq, a predicted model, not a curated record
AUGACCUCCCACCUAGAAACAAUUGCCAAACUUCGCUCGGUAACGUCGAGCCCCUUUCCUCCCGAAUCAGAUCCUCUCCGCGGCCGCAAGAGGCACCGCAGCCUCACGAGAUGUGACCUAGAGGCCACUCAUUACGGCGGCACGGGCGAGUCCAGCACGCUCCGGGGUCGACCCCGUCGGCGAUCAACCUCGCCGACGCCGGUAUCGUCGAGAGCCUCUUCACGAGCCACCGCCGCCGCCGUCGCCGUCGGCAUGCCGAGCACGGAUGUGUCUCCCAUGAGGAAGCGUCUCCUCCGCGUCGUCCUGCUGGAGCGGCGACGAAGCCAGAGCCCCUCUCGGUCUAGGUCGCCUGACCGCCAGCAGGCCCCACCCCGACGCCGCCGACACAGGACUCGGAGCCGGAGCCGAACACAUACCAUAACCAAGGAAAUGUUCCAGCCCAAGGAUCAGCUGCCUCGGCUCUUGCUUGUUGAGCAGGCACACAAGAAGGUGGAUCAAUCCGUUGGAGUCUGA